Oncorhynchus mykiss (rainbow trout) is the source of this 7986-nucleotide messenger RNA. The record is from RefSeq and is a predicted model, not a curated record. Lineage: Eukaryota; Metazoa; Chordata; Actinopteri; Salmoniformes; Salmonidae.
GAAUCUCUGCCAACUGCCAUUGCAUAGAACACAGUCUAAUACACAGCACAACUAGGCAGUUUGACGUAAUUUACCUAUCUAUCACUGUAGCCACUGCAAGAAAGCGUUUCCAACUAACGGCUCUGCUUGUAAGAGAUACAGGAUAAUCUUUGGAAAAAGCGGACGGAGAUUGUUGGUUACCAUGCCAACACUAACCGUGGUUCCUCGGAGCAGCAGGCUGUUGUCGUGGAGACCAGAAUCUAACAAGAGGCUUCAACCACCCAGGGAGAAUAAUAUGAAAAGUAAUUAAACAACAGACCUUGUGUCAGAACAUUGGCAGUGCUGUUACCAUGGAGACUGGCAAGCGAGGCUUGGUGAAUGUGAUAGCGCCUGGCAGCAGCUCCGUGUCAGAGCAGAGAGAGAACAGCAUCAACAACAGCAUGCCACUCCGGGCUCCUCUAACCACCUUGUUCCUCCACACAGUGCCAGGCCUUUCUUCACACCCCCAGGCUCAGCCAGCUGCCUCCUUGGACUCCACGACCCUUCGUCUGUCCAUCCCUCAGCAGGGCUCCACAGACUCCCCACCCUUCCUGACUCUCCACCUACCAGCCAGGCUGCAGCUGCACCAGCAGGCCCCACAAUCAGGCCUGGGGGCGCAUGUGUCCCUGAGGGCCUCUGUGUCUGCAGCCAGACCCUCUAGGUCCGCUGGGAAGCACCUGUGUCCUCACUGUGGCCGGGACUGCAUGAAGCCCAGUGUCCUGGAGAAACACCUGCGCUGCCACACCGGGGAGCGGCCCUACCCCUGCACCACCUGCGGCAUCUCUUUCAAGACCCAGAGCAACCUCUACAAGCACCGCCGCACACAGGCCCACGCACGCCUCAGCUCCGGGUCAGGGCAGAGGUCGCUCGGAUCUCUGGGCAGUUUACAAGGUCACUCCUCCCUGAGCAGCAUGGACACUCUGCAGGGACACCAAGCAAGUCUGCAAGGUCACUCAUCCCUGGGAUCGAUGGACAGUCUGGGCAGUCUACAGGGCCAUUCCUCAGUGAGCAGCUUGGACAGUCUACAGGGCUAUUCCUCCCUGGGCAGUCAGGACAGUCUGCAGGGACAUCGUCUGCAAGGUCACCAGGACAGUGUAUUCAGUUUACAGGGUUCCAGGGAUACCCUCACCUCCAGCCCCUCUCUAGAUACCCUCAGCCAGGACCCAGGUAGUCUGGAGAAUGGCAGCUCUCUCUCUGCUACCACCACCACCCUCUCCCCCAGCCCUGGCCAGAGGAGUGGGACAGAAACAGGUAGAGACACAGACAGAGACACAGGCUGGGCCCUGCAGCAGGCUGGGUUAGAGGGUCUCCUCCUGGCUGCUGGGGGGAACCAGAGUAUAGAGUUAUCCAAGAGGAGGAGAGAAGCGGAGGAUACGAGGGAUGAACUGAGAGAGAGCAGGAAGGAUAAAGAUAGAGAGAAGUCAGUGUUGACCCUGUCCCGCCACCUCCCGCUGCGGAGACAGCAGGCUGCCAUCUUGUCUCAGUGGGAGGGUUCUCUGGCUAGGGGGAUGGCCCAGAACCAAGACAACUUCCUGUCUAGAGGGAAGUCCCAGAGCCACGACAGCACAGACUCCGGCUACAGCGAGACCUCCAGCCCUGGGUCUGGACCAUACAACCCUGGGUCUGGCCUACACAACCACAACCCUGGGUCUGGACCACACAACCCUGGGUCUGGACUACACAACCACAAUCCUGUGUCUGGACUACACAACCCUGGGUCUGGACUACACAACCACAACCCUGGGUCUGGACCACAAAGCCACAACCCUGGGUCUGGACCCCACAACUCUGGGUCUGGACCACACAACCCUGGGUCUGGACCACACAAAAACAACCCUGGGUCUGGACCACACAGCCCUGGGUCUGGACCACACAACCAUGGGUCUGGACUACACAACCACAGCAUGGAGUCAGUGGCAGAGUCUAGUAUGGAGAUACACGACCAGCAGGACACCUUCCACACACAGCCUGACCAAACUAACACCACACACACACAUACACUCACACAGCCUUCACACACACCCACACAGCUAAACGCCACACACACACCCACACAGCCAGAACUCACCGUGUCUCAGCCCAGGAGCACAGUUUCAGUCCAGGCACAGCAGAGUCUUGAAGAGAGAAUCUCCAAGCUGAUCUCAGAGAACGAUGCAGUGGUGGAGGACAAACACCUGAACACAGUCCGACCCAGGAAGACCCUCCUGUCCAAACAGGGCAGCAUCGACCUGCCAAUGCCCUACACCUACAAAGAUUCCUUCCACUUCGAUAUGAAGACCAGCAACAGGCCUCCUACAGCCAGCGCUGGGAUGGCCUGGCAGAGAGGGGACAGGGGAGGAGGGUGGCCAGGUCUGUAUAGUUCGGUACCUACCCAGACCUCCACCAGCCUGGAGCAGGGGCAUCAUGCCCCCCUGACCCGCAGUAGCUCCCUGCCCCACUGUGUGGGCCUUCAGGGUACAGUCAGAGCCAGCUCGGCCUCUCCGCACAACCCCCAUCCUCACCAAAGAGACUGGCUAUACCUGGGCCGUAAGGGCAGCUCUGGACUACUUUACCCUGUAGGCUUUGCCACCAAGUCUGUUGACCGUCGCGCAUCAGGCCACCGCAUGCUGGUCAGACAGGCGGCCGUGGACAACCUCCCGACGGACGGACCAUUGACAUUAGCAGCCGGCGACAAUGUCAUUCCCUGCGGUCUUGGCUCAGAUGGAGACGGAGGCGUGGAUGGAGAGCUGAGUAGAAAGAGUCGUAGGAAGAAGUCCCAGAAGUUUGCCUAUAGUAAGUGGUACAAGUAUGGAGGAGGAGGAGGGACGUUCACAAAGCUCUACAGCCCAGAGAAGGCAGCUGAUCCUGGUAUGUUGAAGGCUAAAAGGUCAUUAGCUGGUCUGGAGCCAGAGAGGGUCCUGGUGGUUCAGAGAGGCCCAGCAGUAAGCAGAGACCUGGUGACAUCACUGGUCUCAAGUAGUGCCACUGUGUGUCUUCCAUCCUGUCUCCAAGACAACCUUUCACCUGUCAAUCAUGUCCACUCAUGUCGAAUACCCAGUCAUCUCCAUACUACACCCACUUCCUGUCUCACACCCAGUCAUCUCCAUACCACACACACAUCCUGUCUCACACCGAGCCAUCUCCAUACCACACACACUUCCUGUCUCACACCGAGUCAUCUCCAUACCACACCCACUUCCUGUCUCACACCCAGUCAUCUCCAUACCACACCCACUUCCUGUCUCAAACCCAGUCAUCUCCAUACCACACCCACUUCCUGUCUCACACCUAGUCAUCUUCAUACCAGACCCACUUCCUCUCUCAAACAUCCCCUCCAGAGAACCCAGUCAGUCUCAAAAGCAUCGUUUUUUAACAGGACUGACUGUGUGUCUAUGACAGUGACCCACCAGGAGAAACACACCAACUGUGUGUCUCAACGAUGUGGAAGCCAUGUUCCCUCAGAGAGGAAGAAGCAGAAGAUUGAGAAUAACGUCUGUCUUCUGGAGGGAGGAGGAGGCCUACACAGCAGCAGUAAACUGAACCAACUCCCAUCCUCAGUCAGAGGUGGGAUAGCCAAGCCCUCCUCCUCCUCUGAUUCAGCCAAGACCAGUUUCCUCCCUAAGUACCAGUUGAGGCUUCCUACAGACUCAGGGCCUACGGGCCUCACCCAAACACAACCUAGAGGCCCUGUCAGGGUUUCAUCAGUCACAGGCGUAGGACAGGGUCAGGGCAGGUUUGCUACACCUGUGACAGCUCUAGAUCAAAGCCAGUCUGCUACACCUGUGACAGCUCUAGAUCAAAGCCAGUCUGCUUCACCUGUGACAGCUCUAGUUCAAAGCCAGUCUGCUACACCUGUGACAGCUCUAGAUCAAAGCCAGUCUGCUUCACCUGUGACAGCUCUAGUUCAAAGCCAGUCUGCUUCACCUGUGACAGCUCUAGUUCAAAGCCAGUCUGCUACACCUGUGGCAGCUCUAGAUCAAAGCCAGUCUGCUACACCUGUGACAGCUCUAGAUCAAAGCCAGUCUGCUACACCUGUGACAGCUCUAGAUCAAAGCCAGUCUGCUACACCUGUGACAGCUCUAGUUCAAAGCCAGUCUGCUACACCUGUGACAGCUCUAGAUCAAAGCCAGUUUGCUACACCUGUGACAGCUCUAGAUCAAAGCCAGUCUGCUACACCUGUGACAGCUCUAGAUCAAAGCCAGUCUGCUUCACCUGUGACAGCUCUAGAUCAAAGCCAGUCUGCUACACCUGUGACAGCUCUAGAUCAAAGCCAGUUUGCCACCAUCACAGCCACAGCGGAGAAGCAAUCUGCCACAGCACCCACAGCCUUAGUACAGAGCAUGCCCUGGAAAACAUCAGUACAUGGUCAGUGCCCUACAGCCAACACCACUUCCACAACAACCCUCCACCCUGCUCUCACAGUAGCAGACCAUGUCAACCCUCUAACUUAUGUUACAACAGAGGUCAACCCUCCGUGUCAUACGAUAGCAGCUUUAGCAUGCCAUACCAUACCAUUCACUAAAACACAGUCAUCACCAUACCAUACAUCAGUAGCAUACCCUGCUAUUCCAUUCACUGUUAGUCACAGCAGCCAGUCAGAGGGUCAGAAAGUGUUCCACGUGAGGACAGCGGACCUCCACAUCUGUCUCCAGCUCAUCUCAGACGAACAGCUGGCGCUCAUACAGCCUCAGAUAGAACGACAGGAUACGACAUCAGAGCCUCAGAUAGAGAAACAGGAUAUGACAUCAGAGACAGGGCCUUCUCAUGGUGGCGUCCAUGGAGCGGUGGAUCCAGUAGGAACCACAAUGAAAAAGGAAGCGCUCCAAACCAGCUCAUUUAUUCUACCUGACGCUGAAACACAGGGGGGGACAGUGAAGGAUGUAACACACAGGAGGACAGCAAAGCAUGUGACACAGGAAGUCACUGGAACUUUGGAUCCAGUAGAACCUUCUUCAUCACAACAUGAGAACAACAGAGGUUUCUCUGGCGAUAAAGAGUGGCAGCAUUCAGCAGCAGUAUGUUGUCAUGACCUGGACCAUCCCUCAACAGACACCCUCUGUAGUCCUGGAACUCCUCUCACUCAGACGGACAGAUCAGACAUGACGGAAGCUGCUCCUCUAACCAACACAGAGCAGCAACUGUCUCGUAAUGGCUAUGUUUCACUUGAACCACCUGACCCAGGACUAUCUUUCCAGAACCACCCAGACACCAACACCGUCCUAGAGACUACAGGACUAUCUUUCCAGAACCACCCAGACACCAACACCGUCCUAGAGACUACAGGACUAUCUUUCCAGAACCACCCAGACACCAACACCUUCCUAGAGACUACAGGACUAUCUUUCCAGAACCACCCAGACACCAACACCGUCCUAGAGACUACAGGAGUAUUUCCUCAGAACCACCCAGACUCCAACACCUUCCUAGAUACUACAGGGCUAUAUCCUCAGAACCACCCAGAUUCUGUCAACAUGACUCCAGCUCUGCCUCACAACCAGGGUGCCCAGUCUAGAACUCUCCAGAACCACCCAGACACCAACACGGUCACAAUGCUUCUUCAGAACCACAUAGAUACUAGCAACGUGACUCCAGCUCUGCCUCACAACCGGGGUGCCCAGUCUAGAACUCUCCAGAACCACCCAGACACCAACACAGUCACAAUGCUUCUUCAGAACCACAUAGACACUAGCAACAUGACUCCAGCUCUGCCUCACAACCGGGGUGCCCAGUCUAGUACUCUCCAGAACCACCCAGACACCAACACGGUCACAAUGCUUCUUCAGAACCACAUAGACACUAGCAACGUGACUCCAGCUCUGCCUCACAACCUUGGUGCCCAGUCUAGAACUCUCCAGAACCACCCAGACACCAACACAGUCACAAUGCUUCUUCAGAACCACAUAGACACUAGCAAUGUGGCUCCAGUCAGUCUAUCUCUGCCUCUAUUUCUCCCACCGAGGGCACCAGGUGGUGUAGCUUCUGCCUCUCUGGGAGGUGUGGAAUCAGCCAGGAGUCAGACAGACAGAGGAGAAGAACAAGGCCUUCCUCUGCACCUCCUCCUUUCUUCAGACAGGACAGUCAGUGAAGUGGUCAGCCCCUCUCAUCAGGGCUGGUCUGAACAGGGCAUCAGUGAAGUAGUCAGCACCUCUCAUCAGGUCUGGUCUGAACAGGGCCUUGAUACCACUGAGAACAAUGUUGUCAUCCUCCCUAGCAACGCUGUUUCGUCUCUCUACAAUCAUGUCUGGGACAGUCCUGGGGAACCCAACUCAGCUGGAACACUCUGUACUGGGCUGCCAGCUGGAGAACCCAACUCAGCUGGACCACUGGUCUGUACUGGGCUGCCAGCUGGAGAACCCAACUCAGCUGGAAUACUGGUCUGUACUGGGCUGCCAGCUGGAGAACCCAACUCAGCUGGAAUACUGGUCUGUACUGGGCUGCCAGCUGGAGAACCCAACUCAGCUGGAACACUGGUCUGUACUGGGCUGCCAGCUGGAGAACCCAACUCAGCUGGAACACUGGUCUGUACUGGACUGCUAGCUGGAGAACCCAACUCAGCUGGACCACUGGUCUGUACUGGGCUGCCAGCUGGAGAACCCAAUUCACCUGGACCACUGGUCUGUACUGGGCUGCCAGCUGGGGAAGCCAACUCACCUGCAGUCAACCACAGCCUCACAGCAGGAACCAAGAAGAGCUGUGACAGAGGAGGAGAUGAGGUGGAGAAGAGAGGAGGAGAUGAGGAGGAGGAAGACUCCAGAAGAACGAGUCUGAAAGAUGAAGAGGUGUUAGAGGAGAGGGACGAGGUGUUGGAAGAGAGUGAGGAGAGGGAGGAGGAGGACAGGGAGGUGUUCAAUGAGAGGGAGGAGAGAGAAGAGGGGGAAGAGGUGUUAGAAGAGAGAGAAGAGGUUUUGGAAGAGACGGAGGAGAGUGAGGAGACAACGGAAACACCUGGCCAUACCUCUGAUGGGUUUAGAGGAGAGAUACAAGAGCUCUGGAGGGGCCCUCCCUGUCCUACCUUAUCUCCCCAGAGUUACAGCCAGGAUGAAGCAGAUUCCCGUCACAGCAUCUGGACAUCGCUGCCACUUUACAGUCAUCUAUAUCAGACACCAACCAACGUGUCUCACAACCUUUCAAAGGCCCCUCAGCAGCAGAUCAACUUAACUUCAGAAAAAGACCCAUUGUAUAACCAACAGACCAGCUCUUCAAAUGACCCUGACCCCACCACCCUGACACCACCACGGACCAGCUCUUCAAAUGACCCUGAACCCACCACCCUGACACCACCACGGACCAGCUCUUCAAAUGACCCUGACCCCACCACCCUGACCCCACCACGGACCAGCUCUUCAAAUGACCCUGAACCCACCACCCUGACCCCACCACGGACCACCUCUUCAAAUGACCCUGAACCCACCACCCUGACCCCACCACGGACCAGCUCUUCAAAUGACCCUGACCCCACCACCCUGACCCCACCACGGACCAGCUCUUCAAAUGACCCUGACCCCACCACCCUGACCCCACCACGGACCAGCUCUUCAAAUGACCCUGACCCCACUGUAUGCCACAGCACCCCAGUCUUUAGUGAUACCAGCAGGGCAGGACAGACACACCCCUUCCCUACAGCACAGUGCGUGAGCAGGUUUAUGGUCCCUGCAGCACAGUGUGUGAGCAGGUUUAGGGCCCCUACAACAGAGUGUGUGAGCAGGUUUAGGGCCCCUACAGUAGACUGUUUGAGCAGGGUUAGGGCCCAUACAGCAGACUGUGUGAGCAGGGUUAGGGCCCAUACAGCAGACUGUGUGAGCAGGGUUGGGGGAGUGCAGAGUAGUAGCCUGGAGGAUCAAGAGGACAGUAGCAGUAGUGAUGAUGAAGGGAAACUGAUUAUUGAGCUUUAGACAGGAGUUAGAUUUUCUACAUGGAAUACAGACAGACUGGAAGAGGGGAGGAGGGGAGGAGGAGAGAAUGGGUGGAGGGAGGAGAGGGAGGACAGGA